AUGGCUACAUCUAAGGGUUCGAUUAAGGUGCAGGCUAACAAGAAACGGGCCAGGCCCGACGCAUCGAGUGCGAAACCUGAGAAAAAGACGGUAUCCAGUUCUGGAAAUACCGCAGCUGCCUCAUCGUCAGGGAGCGAUAACGAAGCUGAAGAGGAUGAGCUGGAUUUAGAGGGUAUUUCCUCUGGCUCUGAAUUGGAGGAGGUAGAGAGUGAGGAUAAGGACGAGGGUGCAGAGGAGGAGGAAGGUGAUGACUUCCCCAGAAAGAAGAAAUCUAAAAACAGUAAGCACGAUGAUGGGUCUGCUGACUUCUCGUCAGCUUUAAGUUCCAUUUUGGGGUCUCAUCUGAAGGCAUACGAUAGAAAAGACCCUAUUAUGGCAAGGAACAAGAGAGUCUUGAAGCAAACUGAAGCGGAUAAACUAGAGGUUAAGGCUAAGAAGGCCAUACUUGCCGAGAAGAGGAAAUUGCUGAAUAAAACAAGGAAAAAGGAUAUCUUGACCACGGAUAUUGACGCAGAUGAUUUGAGGUCAGUAUUAGAAAAGGAAUCCAAACUAAGGAAAAUUGCACAAAAGGGUGUCGUUAAACUAUUCAAUGCCAUCCUAUCCACACAAAUCAAGACCGACAAGGAAACAACGGACAGCUUAAGUGACAUCAAAAACAAACAGGAAAGAGAAAGACUUAUCACUGAAGUGUCCAAAGAAAAGUUUUUGGAUUUGGUCAAGGCUGCAGGAAAUGAUGAUUGA
Messenger RNA from Huiozyma naganishii CBS 8797, 741 nucleotides. It is a transcript of the gene RRP15, whose product is annotated as rRNA-processing protein RRP15. The record is from RefSeq and is a predicted model, not a curated record. NCBI's taxonomy places the organism in Eukaryota, Fungi, Ascomycota, Saccharomycetes, Saccharomycetales, Saccharomycetaceae. Gene Ontology annotation, biological process: maturation of LSU-rRNA; maturation of 5.8S rRNA. The coding region runs from base 1 to 741 and encodes 246 amino acids. The transcript has a single exon. Gene Ontology annotation, cellular component: preribosome, large subunit precursor.